Aspergillus calidoustus is the source of this 1212-nucleotide messenger RNA. Lineage: Eukaryota; Fungi; Ascomycota; Eurotiomycetes; Eurotiales; Aspergillaceae. The record is from the annotation of a GenBank genome assembly.
AUGGAUAAUUCAGAAGAAACGAAAAACUAUUUUCGGCAAUAUGAGAGCCAGGUCAUCCUCCUGACCGGGGCCACAGGAAGCCUAGGAGGUUGUCUGCUGCAUAAGUUAGCUUUGCGAUUGCCCACAAAGAAGAUCUAUGCGUUGUGUCGCAAAUCGAUCGGUGAUGCGAUACGGAAGUGGGAGGUGACCAUGCCAGAGCAGAUCGAAGAUAUCCUGGACUCGGGCAAGGUCGAAUUCAUAAUUGGAGAUUUGUCCAAGUCGAGCUUAGGGCUAGAGGCCGCCGUCCACGAAAGAUUGCGCAACGAAGUUACGACAAUCAUCAACACAGCUGCGAACAUCUCCCUCGUCCAGGCCCUUGCAGAUUCGUUGAAAGACAACUGUCAGACCGCUACAGCUCUGUUCCACGCCGCAUCCAAAUUCAAGAACUUGCAGCUCUUCAUCCAUUUCUCGAGCCUAUCGGUGGGCAGUUUCCUCUCCGGAGGUCUCGUUGAGGAGCGGCUCUAUCCCUCGCCGGACGAUGUUUCGGACCCAGAAACGGAUGCUGCAGGGCUCCCAGGGGCAGACCCAUCUAUACUGCUUUCGGACAAUCGAUAUGCUUGGCCGUAUGCUCAGGCAAAACAUCUAGCCGAGCGACUCCUCCUCCGUGAGCCACCACCUGUUCCGGUCCUCAUUAUCCGUCCGUCAGCAAUUGGACCAGCGAUGGCUGAGCCGUUCCCCCUAUAUGGGCCAGAUAGCGCGAUUCCCCUACACCAGAUGUUGCUCACGUUCACGCUGUCCGACCAGGAUAUGGAGCGCGUGGCCACGCACCACGACUUCGAGGAAGUCCCGGUUGACCUUGUCGCUAAUUGCUGCCUCCUCCAUCUCGCACAUCGAACCACUGGUGUUGUUCAUUGUUCUUCUGAGUUGUACGUGACGAGAACAGGCGCAGACGUCCUAUCCACGGCGAGAGAAUGCAUCACGCCGGUGGAGAUGGCGGAGGUGUUUCAGAAGCAGCGAGCUGUGGCGGCGUUCAUGUGGCAAAACAAAUAUCAACUAGACCAGAUUGAUCAGGUGCCGACUUGGACUGUCAAGUGCGAGAGAUCAGUUUACCAGAAGCAACUUACCGGACCGUUGGCGCUUGUUCCGGCUCAACACGAUCCCCAGCAGCACCUGCGGCGGCGGAUUCGAAAGAUGUAUCGCUUUUUAUUAAAUAGCCCAGAUGGACGGCAGUGA